UGAAACUAACAGAUGAAGAUAUUCCCAAGAUAACAGAACUGUAAAAAUAUAUAAAAGUUAUUCCUGAUUUUUUUUCUACGUCUGCAAGUGUUGUCUCUUAAGUGAAAUAUGCGGCUUCUAAUAUUGGGGUUAUUAAUUGUUGUGUCCUUGGCUGCUGCUGAGAACAAGAGGUGUCGUUCAUCCGAAGAUUGCGCAGACGAUGAAUGUUGCAUUGCAAGGUCAUUCUUGGGAUUCCGAAAAGGCGAUUGUAGAAAAUUAGCUCAAAAAGGGGACAGCUGCAGUGAAGAUGAUGAAUCAAUUGGAUUCCUUCACGAACAAUAUAUAGGACACUGCCCCUGCGAUCUAGGUUUGUCUUGUCAGCCUACGCAAGUGAAAGAUUUGCCAUUUAUUGGAACAGUCAGAUAUGAAGAAAAAUGUGUGGAAGAUGUUUCUACAACAACCGCAGCUGAACCUGAGACAUAAGCACCAGAGGAGGAAACCGAUGCUCUUGCAGAACAUAAUUCGAUUUAUGGCAAAUAAAUGAAAGAUUAGAUGUAAAUUCUGCAAUAAAAAAAAUUCUGCAAUGUG
This is a messenger RNA of Argiope bruennichi, 567 nucleotides long. RefSeq names its product U1-hexatoxin-Iw1c-like. NCBI's taxonomy places the organism in Eukaryota, Metazoa, Arthropoda, Arachnida, Araneae, Araneidae. The coding region runs from base 109 to 462 and encodes 117 amino acids. The record is from RefSeq and is a predicted model, not a curated record. The transcript has 4 exons.